Molecule: messenger RNA, 1435 nt
Organism: Linum tenue
Lineage: Eukaryota; Viridiplantae; Streptophyta; Magnoliopsida; Malpighiales; Linaceae
Source: the annotation of a GenBank genome assembly
GAAACCCUUCUCCCUCUCCCCCCAACGGUCGAAUUUUUUCCGACCUUCUCCACCACCAGCCGCUACUACCCUUCUCUCAAAGUCGACACUUUUGGGAUUGCCAAAAUUUUCCAAAGUCAAAAAGACUUGUUUCUUCGUGUUCAUUAUUCACAAUGGUGUGCUUUAAGUUUAAGUCCUGUUUUACUGCUUUUAAGCAGCGAAAGCGCAAUCAAUAUCGUCUGGUGCCCGAUGUUUCUUCUCCCUCUAACCAACCUAGAGACAAACCCGGCCAUGGAGGAACCCAGCUACUGGAGAUUGAGAUUCCCACCAAGGAACCCAUCAAUCACCAUGUCUCCCCUGAAUCCAAAGAGAAGGUUGUGAAGAACGCUGAAGAAAGUUGCGAUGCCAUAAAGUGGGCCACUUUCGAAACCAAGGUUGAAGAAGAAACCCUGUCGUUGCCCGCAGAGGAAGUUGGCAAUGUGCAGAAGCUUGAUGGGGAAAUGGAAGAGCACCCAAAUGGAGACGGCGAAUCGAAAGCAAAUGUGGCGCCGCGUUCUUCGAGUCAUGAGCAGGUUGAAGAUGGUGAUGAAGAAAGAGUGAUGGAAGAGUCGUCGGAGUCGUUGUUUUCCAUCUCAAUCGGGAAAAAUCAAGCCGCUGAUUUGGGUGAAAAGGGAGAGGAGAUCACAAGCUCAACCCCGAAAUCCAAUCCAUCUCACAAACCAGUGGAAGAUACCACAACCCAAUUGAAACCAGCAGCAGCAGGAGGAGGAGGAGGCAAUGCAAGAAGGCAGAAGCAGCAGCAGCAUUGUCAGGAGGACAAGGAAAAUGUCAACAUCGACAUUAACAUCCAAAGCUGCCCGAGUUCCGAGUUUAGCUUCAGCCCUUCGAUCGAGAAACCUCCAGAGGGAAGUAUGAUAAACAAGGACAAGAUUGAUGUUGCCGUUGAUGCUAGCCUCUCCAAUUGGCUGGUAGUUGAUGGACAGCCUAAGGACAGAGGCGAUCAUUCUUCAGCUGGGUAUCUGCCUAUUAAGAGUAAGGAAGAUAAGAAGGUAGUUUUAGGUGCACUGACGAUUGGCGUGCUUAAGCAAGUUGAUGCUGCUACUUCGCCUGCAAAGUCGAGGAGCCGGCGAUUUGGUGGAACGCCGGCUAUAGGGACUGUUGGGAGCUAUUGGAAGCAUUCUGGCGGAGAGGUAGAACUCUGACCCCCGAAAUUUCCAGCUCAGACAUUGCUUCAGUUUCACAUUGUUCUUGAUCGAGUUUUCUGCUUUCAAUGUUUGUUGAAAUCGCUGGAAUAAAAUGUUGAAUUCCUGUCGUUUUUUCUUUAUAAUGAUUAAUUGGAAUAAUUUUUAACACCCAGAACUGUGCUGAUUCAGUCUGGAACUACAAUUGAUUGGAUCAACUGGAUCGAGCCUGGGAUCAUGCCCACUGCUAUAGCAUUUGAAGUUUCUUAUUCUCG